Molecule: messenger RNA, 1644 nt
Organism: Camponotus floridanus (Florida carpenter ant)
Lineage: Eukaryota; Metazoa; Arthropoda; Insecta; Hymenoptera; Formicidae
Product: histone PARylation factor 1
Exons: 6
Coding region: 105-1457 (450 amino acids)
Biological process (GO): regulation of protein ADP-ribosylation; DNA damage response
Cellular component (GO): nucleus
Molecular function (GO): poly-ADP-D-ribose binding; histone binding
Source: RefSeq, a predicted model, not a curated record
ACGUCUAUGAUUAUGACGUAAAUAAGGAUAACCUAGCGCGUCAAUUGCACCCAAGGUUCUAAAUUUUUUAAUAAUGUUUUAGUCGAGGAACAUAUUUUUAUCUUAUGUCUACGAUGUCGUCCGACAACGAGGAUACUCAAUUUCAGGUGUACAAGGAUGAUCCGCGAAUUCCUUGUCAAUACGGUGUCAAAUGCUAUCAGAAAAAUCCACAACAUCAUAGCAAAUACAAACACCCGCCAAAAAGAGAUAUGAUGAAACAAAAAGCUGAGAAAACGAUUACUGGCAUAAAAAGAAAAAAACCUAUUAAAGAGGAUAAGAAGAAGAAAAGUCCCAAGAAAAAAUUACAAAAGAUACACGAGUUUUGCGAGCGACAUUUGCACGAUAUUUCCCCGAGUCCGGAGAGAAACGACAAUAUUAGAAACAGUGAUGAGGAUGAGGAUAAAAACUUUAAUGAAAAAACAGAAGCAUCAGAUAAGAAUGCAACAAUUGUACAGACAUCAUUGAAUCAGUCUAAUCAUUCACUUGAACCUGACAAGUGCAGCAUAGCUGCAAACAUAUCGACAUCCAAUGUCAAUGUUGAGAGAAUUAUUAAGGAUCUUUUUCUGGUCGAGAUGCCAGUAGAUUUUUUUCAGUUUUACGAAUUUUGUAAAAGUUUAUCAAAGAAUAAUCCUCUCAUGGCAUGUAAAUCUAUUUGCUUGAAACUUGUAGGCCCAUAUGAUAUACUAGAUGGUAAAAUAAAAAGUGCUGAUAGUAUAAACGAUAAAGAAAAAUAUUUGGUACAUUGGAGAUACUAUUAUGAUCCUCCAGAAUUUCAGACCAUUAUAAAAUUUGAUGAUAAAGAUGGAUUACAUUUUGGUUACUGGCGAGAUAGUGUUAAUGAGAAGCCAGUAUUUGUAGCAAAAAAUCGAGCAAACAUAGAUUGCAUAUUUGAAUCUGUUGCAGAAAAUAUAUUUGGUGCAGUUGAUGCUUAUUUGCAAGAUAAAGUGAAAUCAGCCAAUCCUUUUGAGAAGACUGGUAUAAUGCGUCUGCAUUUCCAGCUGAAAAACUUUGCUAAACAACAUAAAAUAACUCUGGAAAAAAACACUGUAAAUAUGCGAUCGAGAGAAAGACAAGUUGUAGCACGAACCUUUCAUAAAGCAGGCAUUGUAGUCCCUUACGAUAAAAAGACUCAGUUGGGUUAUAGAGAUUUGGCAGCAACAGACAACGAUUUGCAAAAGAUAUUAAAACAGAUAGAGGAAGCUGGUACUUCAGAUGAGAGAAAGACAUCAUUCGUGAAACUCGACGAGAUCGUAAGAUUAGCGACAAUAGCCGCGGAUGAAUGCGACUUUGGCACUUGUUUGGAAUUAGGACAUGAUCUCUUCUCAAACGGCGGCGUUCACGUUCAAUCAACGGCUUUACAAAUGUUAUCCAUUGCCUAUACCUAUUUACAAAGAAGGAAAGAGAGAUGUCGAAUUUAAAUAGAUCAGAUCCUACAGCCGGCGGAGAUGCACCCGUUGUAGAAAAGACCGAUUGUGUCGAUGAUGCAAUUUCGCUAUCAACUAUCGAGUUGAAAUGUUCCAAAGAUGAAACUACAACCGUGGAAGAAGUCGCAGUAUCGACCUUAAAUGUACAGGCCGAAUGUUUAGAAGCGACGAAUGACUCACU